Molecule: messenger RNA, 1939 nt
Organism: Blepharisma stoltei
Lineage: Eukaryota; Ciliophora; Heterotrichea; Heterotrichida; Blepharismidae
Source: the annotation of a GenBank genome assembly
AUGGAGCCGAAACAGCCAGAUGAAAGUAACAAAUUCAAAGACGAAAUCUACUAUCUCGCCAUGUCACCUCUGAUUGCAAUGGCUUUAAAUUCUACAUUAGCCUUCAAUAUCCCAAAGCUUCUGGAAAACCCAAAAACUAUUGAUGAACUAGCUCAACAAACAUCAGCAGUUAAAGGGAAAUUAGAAAGAACGCUCCUGGCCCUCGAAGCUUUUGGAUACUAUUCUUUUGACGAGCAGUCUCAAAAAUGGUCAAAUUCAGGAAAAACAGUUUUGUUUCUCGAUCAGGCCUUCAGAGAUGCGAUUUAUUUUUGCUGUGUCCCUUUUCAAUACGAAAUUCUUCUCCGUUUCGCUGAUGCUUUACAGUGUGACCGCUCUUCAUGCGAACUUCAAACUGGAAGAAAUAUUUAUGAUGAGCUAGCACACAGGAAUUUAGAUAAUAAUUAUUUUCAGACAGGCUUAGGAGCGUAUAUAGCUAAAAACAGCUUAUAAUUCACUAUGGCUUGAAAUUGGCAUUAUAGGCUAAUUUUCAAUUUUUAGGCCACAAUCCAGUGAGCUAUAUAAAAAUUAACGGUUAUUGUGCACUCUGCCACCAUUUUUCCCAUAACGAGUUAUAAGUCUGCGUAGGCUAUACCAAAAUGUCAGGUGACAGCUUAUUUAACUCAAUUGAUCUUAAAAAUUCAAUAAGAAUUUUAGACGCUGGAGGAGGAGAUGGGACAUUACUGUGUGAGUUAGCAAAAAGAAAUUCUAAUAUCCAAGGGACUGUGCUAGAUAUGGCUUCUAUAAGUGAAAUUGCAACAAAAAACAUUGAAAGCUAUGGCUUACAAGAAAAAAUCACCUUUUUAGGUGGAGAUUUCAGAGAAGAAGUCCCUAGUGGGUAUGAUUGUAUCAUUUUUAAACAAACACUUAACAGCUGAACUGAUGAAGUUGCUUCAAGAAUAUUAGAAAACUGUUAUAGAUCUUUAGAAAGUGGCAAAAAACUUAUCAUCAUUGAGCACGUAUUAGUAAAAACUGAUGAAAACUAUAGAGAAGUUAGGUAUUUGGACUUGAUAGAUAUCUCAGAAAUCGAGGCCAAAGUAAAAAUUAAAUUAAACAAUUAAAUUGACCAUAAGCCUUUGCCUCCUCUCUGCUCCAAAAAAGCUACCUCCAACAUCCCGAGAGACGAAUGCGGAAAUCGGAAGCCGCUAUUUUGAUUUCCGGUCUGAAGAGCCUUAACAAGGAAUCAACUCCCUAGAGCAGAGUCAUCGUCUAUAGAAUUCUCUGACUCCCCCCCCUUUAAAUUGAAACAAAAAAUUUUGUUUCAAUUUAAAGGGGGGUUUAAGAAAAUGUUUUUAUAAAAAAAAAUUUAUAUAUAAAAAAAUUUUUUCAGAGAUAAAAUUUUAUAGAAAAUAAAUUAUAUAAAUUUAAAGAGACAAUAAAUUGAACAAUUGGACAAAAUAGAGUUUAAUUUCUAAAUCUUAUAUGUUUGAAGCAUAUUAAAAUAGGGUAUUAACGUAUUUACAUAUAAAAUAAUGAUUUUUUACCUAUAAAAUUUUCUAUUAUAAUAAAAUUUUGUUUCAAUUUAAAGGGGGGGUAAUUUCCCAAAAAAGUAGGGAAUUUUACCCUAUAUUUUGUUUCAAUUUAAAGGGGGGGGGGAGUGAGAUCCCAACAAGGUUAGACUAUGUGGUAGGCAAACGAGAGAAAAAAAAACUUUCUCUUCGGUAAGGUAUCCCCAAGACUUCAAAAAGAGAUAGAUGCCCUAUUUUGGGCUUAAUCGGAUUCUUAUUUAUUCCAUAGAGCGUGAGUUUUGAAGUCCAAUUUCCUUCAACGUCAUCAUUUUAUUUCUGAGGCCAAAGUAAGGAAUAUGGAAGAAUUCCGAAGAAUCAUUGAAUACCCUGGAUUUGUUAUUGACAACGUUAAGAAAAUCCCAGGCCAGUAUAUAUUUGAAGCUACAAAGCCUUAA